This is a messenger RNA of Aspergillus steynii IBT 23096, 1446 nucleotides long. RefSeq names its product sulfotransferase family protein. Lineage: Eukaryota; Fungi; Ascomycota; Eurotiomycetes; Eurotiales; Aspergillaceae. The transcript has 2 exons. The record is from RefSeq and is a predicted model, not a curated record. Bases 453 to 1328 code for a protein of 291 amino acids.
GUCCCUGAGCUUGAAUCAAAUAUUUCCGACAGGAUUGCGGCUUAUGAAGUAGUUCGUAACUAUGGUGCUCAAGUGCUAGGAUGACGACUGUUAGUAUUUUUAUUCUGUUAAAUCAGCCUGAGCUUCUCGUUCCACAGGAAACUAGAGCAGAGGAAUCAGGCGGGGAUUUCGUAGCGAAAAGUCAAGAACCGACAACGGUCCACAGCGUCGACGAUCCCUGUCCAAUAUGACAUGCCCGCCGAGACUUGUUGCUCGUGUUUAACUGUGUAUAGUCUAGACCUCAGCGAGUGGGCACCAAUCGCACGAUCUGAAUCGCAAGGCUCGCGUUACCCCCACCGAUCGGUGGUUUGUUAAAAUCAGAGCAAACAGAUGAGGACAAUCGAAUUGAACUGGCAAGGAGCUCACGUCCGUCUCAAGAUCCUCUCAUUCAAGACCCGAGAGCAACCGCCAUCAUGAACACCCUCGAAUCAUGGCUCUACCACACGCCUUACGAGCCACAGACUCGCACCAAACCCAUGCGCGUGAUGGCCCUCGGCUUCUCACGCAGCGGCAGCGAAUCGCUCUCUCGAGCACUGCGCAUCCUCGGCUACGACCACGUCUUCCACGGCUUCGAGAUGUUCACUCGCACGCCGACUCUCUGGCGGCCUUGGACGCUCCUGGGCCGCCGGAAAUGGGGCACAGCCAGCACCGUGACGGGGUCAUCGGAUCUCGAACGCAGCGACUUCGACGCGCUCUUCGGGAACUGCGAAGCCAUCACCGACCAGCCGGGGGCACUGUUCGCGCCGGAGCUCAUCAAGGCGUACCCGGAAGCGAAGGUGAUCCUGAACCACCGCAACGUCGACGACUGGUACUGCAGCUUCGGGUCGGUGAUCAGGCCGCUCACGUCGGGCACGCUGUGGCACGUUCUGCCCUGGUUCCAGGCCGAUCUGUACUGGCAGCGACGGUUCGUGACGGAGGCUCAGGAGCAGUUUUUCCGGGGCUCGUGGGCCAGACAUGGCAAGUGGGUGUAUGAAGAGCAUAACGCGGUGAUCAGAGGAAUGGUUCCUCGCGAGCAGCUGCUUGAGUGGACGCCUGGCGAUGGAUGGGAGCCUAUUUGUCGAUUUCUGGAGAAAGAUAUCCCCGACGAGGAGUUUCCCUCUGGAAACACGCCUGCACACAUGCUAGAGAGCUACCAGAAUAACGUCGUUCGAGUGAUUCAGACGGCGUGGCGCAACGUGGGAUUGACAGUCGUCGGCAUAGCCGGGUUACUGUAUGCCAUGGGCUGGCAAUGGGGAUGGGAAUGCGGUUUGGAUGUGCGAGCGUUCAUGGGGUAUUCCAUUUCUUUCUAAUUAAGGAAGAAACAGCAAGAUGGAUGUAGAUGAAGUGGUGAAGUUGACAUUGAGGUUGCUGAAGUCUCUGAUGGCGUCUGCCGGUCGGAAAUCACACCAUCAACCCCCAAUGAAAUCC